AAUGUAGAAUGCAGCGUAUUGCCUGGAUGUCUCGCCCUGAAGUACAAGCGUACCACCUACCAGUGUACCAUGUACCGCCACCUCAGUGUGACAGACGGGAGUCCAGUGUCAUUGGACCAAGUCUCGGAUGAUGCACGAAGAUAUGCAAUUUCGGAAGCAUCUGUAUCUGCCGCUGCUCCAGCACCACAAAGAACACAAAGAAAUCGACCCGAAUGCGCCUUUCGCCCUAAAUGUCCAAAAGGAGGCCCGGGCGGCGUAUCCUGCCAGUGCAGCUUUUCUAGCAGAUGUGUGGAUGUCCCCCGAGUGGACUGCAUCGCUGGACGAUGUGUCUGUGAGGUCGGUUAUUCUUUUGACCACAAGGCCAACAUUUGCAGAUCUUUAGCUGAAUGCACGUCGUUUAAGGACUCCUUCACAACAUAUGAUGCAAAGCAAAUACAACACCACUCAGUGACAAACAUGACGUAUGUGUCGUACCAUAACUGCGUCAGAGUAUGCAGGAAUUAUACACAAGCCAUGUGCAAGUCUGUCUCUGUCGAAACUUUGAGCCAAAUGUGCUUCCUUCACAACACCACGUGGCUGGAAGUGCAAGAAGCACAUCGCAAGGCGGCAGUCCUUCGUUCCCUUUUCCAACGAGACUGUUGCUGGUAAACAAGGAUAUCCAACGUAUGUCGAAGCAAUGUUAGUGUGUAUUACCGUCUGUAACUGUCGUCGGGCCGUGAAUGCCCUGAACAAUAGCCUUCACCUUAUAUCAACAUAAGGGAGAUUAUCGCGAUGCAGCCAGUGUAUUGAAGAAAUACCGAUACACGGAUGACUUACUAUUUUCUUGUGAAGCUUCACGUCCAACUUUGAUGACAUAAGGGAUCAAGCGCGUGUCUCUAUCAUCUCACACAAUAUAUAUCAGUUCAUCAAGAUCGGCGGUUUCACCCUGGAUAUCCAGCCAACUACGUCUUGUUUCGGAAGUUUGACUACUGCUGGGUGAGUGUUAUUACCACUGCUAUAGACAUUUAUACUGCCAUUGUAAUUGUACUGCCGUUAUAUGUUACUGCCUCGCUUUUGUGUUGUAGUUGUAAUUACCAUGCAGUAAUUGGUAUAGAUCUGUCAACCUUGUUAAUGUUACAAUACAAUUGCU
Haliotis rufescens (red abalone) is the source of this 1129-nucleotide messenger RNA. RefSeq lists its product as uncharacterized. The transcript is spliced from 4 exons. The record is from RefSeq and is a predicted model, not a curated record. Lineage: Eukaryota; Metazoa; Mollusca; Gastropoda; Lepetellida; Haliotidae. The coding region runs from base 70 to 648 and encodes 192 amino acids.